Aegilops tauschii subsp. strangulata is the source of this 621-nucleotide messenger RNA. The record is from RefSeq and is a predicted model, not a curated record. Lineage: Eukaryota; Viridiplantae; Streptophyta; Magnoliopsida; Poales; Poaceae.
AUGUCCGCCCGGGCCCUUUGGGCACCGGACUUGUCCGGGCUCGGCCAUAGUGGGCGCGGGCGCACGGGCGAGCGGGCGCGCGUGCGGCCGUGGGCGCGCACGAGCGCGCGGACGGGCUCGGUCGCCGUGCGGGCGAGCGCGGGCGCUGGACCUGGACGCGGCCAGCCAGGGCCACGGCAAGGGGGGGAGGGUUCGCCGGCGUGGCAGCGGCGAGGCCACGGCAGGGCAGAAGGGGAGGAGCAGGGCGCGGGCGCCGGAGCGCCAGAGGUGGCCAUGGCCGUGGGGCGUCACCUGCGCGUGGGGGAAGGAGGCCGCAGCGACGGGACAGGGGCGGCCGGGGUGAGGCCACGACGGGCGCAGGCCUCGGCGGCCAAAGCGAAGGAGGGGGCCGCGGGGGCGCGGGCCGGCGGCCAGGUGCGGGUGUGCGCGACGGGGCAGAACGGGGCGAGGCCGGGCGGAGCUGCGGGAGGAGGUGCGGUGGCGGGGCGAGCGCAGUGGCCGGACGCGGCCACGGCGGGCGCGUGCGGGCAUGCACCGGCGGGGCGUGGGGAAGAGGAGAAGGAGGGGGGUUGUCUGCGGCAUGUCAAGGUGUACUUCGGUGGCAAGCUGAUCCACGGGUGA